Molecule: messenger RNA, 705 nt
Organism: Suillus subalutaceus
Lineage: Eukaryota; Fungi; Basidiomycota; Agaricomycetes; Boletales; Suillaceae
Exons: 7
Coding region: 1-705 (234 amino acids)
Source: RefSeq, a predicted model, not a curated record
AUGCGCGAAGCGCGGGAAGGCGAAAGUGCGAAAGGCGAAAAUGUGCAGAGAACUGGAAUGGUAGUGCAAGCAGUGCACAAGUACGACGACAGACGCAUGCAUUGCAUGGAACUAACUGCCAAGUACAUGGUGGUAGAAAGAUCUGGUAGGAAGCUAAGGUGUAAAACGAACAUGAAAGGCUCGGAGCCGAAUAGGGAGUGCUCUAAGUAUGCUAAAUAUGGUCUGAUAAUGAAAAGGGACACACCUAGGAACUGGUUGGACGAUGGAUGGAUGCUCCUGGAUGAUGCGCAAUGGAGUGCGCUUAAGCGCGAGAAAUGCACUAAGCACGCACACGGGAACGUGAAACGCGAAAGUGUACAGCUGGUGGAAAGACAGGAGGUAUUGCAACUCUACCUUGCCCAUAUUCAACAGACGUUGAUGUCAGCCGAUGAACAGCCUACUGCCUACAUGCUUCUGCCAGAGAUCUGCAGGCAUCCAGGGGGUCCAGACCCUUUGCUCGCCAAUCUCCGGGUCAUCAGGGAUGAUAUGGAAGUAUUCGGCACCAUGCUUCAGCGAUGGCUUGAGCAGAAGAUGAAAGAUGGGAGCACUGUUUUAGAUGCAAUGACCCGCCUUGAAGGUCCAGUAGAUGCCCUUCAUGAUGCCAUGGCAGCUUCACAACAGCUGUUGGAUGAGGGCAGAAAAAGGCAGAGAGAGGCCCAAGGUUGA